Messenger RNA from Leptosomus discolor (cuckoo roller), 544 nucleotides. The record is from RefSeq and is a predicted model, not a curated record. NCBI's taxonomy places the organism in Eukaryota, Metazoa, Chordata, Aves, Leptosomiformes, Leptosomidae.
GGAGAGGUGUGUGACAGCAACGAGAACUGGAGCCAGCCAGUGCUGGGGACCCCGCCGGACGAGGGCUCCAGCCGGAGCGAAAACACAACAAAUCCGUCUGAUAAUCUGCUGUUAUUAGUGCAGAGACAGAUGGUCCAGGGCCGGCUUAGGGACGCCGCCCCGAGCCUGGGUGCCGCGCGGCUGUUCCUCCCCGAGCGGGGGGUGCGCAGCCCCCCCGAGGGAGCGGAGUGCGGGAGCACCUGGGACCCUCCGACCGCUGCCCCCCUCCUGGGGAGCCCACCCCAGCCAGGGGCGACCGAGCCUGAGCCGGGGACCCUCUUCCCAGCGCUGGCAGAAGCCGUGCAGCACCUCCAGGACAAGGAGCGCUUCAAGGAGCGGGAGAAGGAGAAGCACCACAUCCAGCUGGUGAUGUACCGGCGCCUGGCCCUGCUGCGCUGGAUCCGCGGCCUCCAGCAGAAAGUCGUGGACCAGCAGAACCGACUGCAGGAGAGUUUCGACACCAUCCUGGACAACCGCAAGGAGCUCAUCCGCUGCAUGCAGCACG